AUGGCCUAUGAGUUAGAUGGUGGAAUAGUCUCAGAUAGUCCUUAUGCUUACUUUCAAUAUAAGAAUUAUUUAACAAUAAAACAACAAUUCUCAGAAUUAAAUAGCAUAGUGUUAGAUUAAACGUUAAAAAGAUCACUUCAAAUUUAAUCUAAAUUGUCAAUAAUUACUUUUAUUUGCUUCGGAGCCUUGACUAUUUAAUAUGGUUUUGCGGUUUUUUAUUUUAUUUUAUUAUAAAAAGUAGUGCUUAAACAUUACUCACUCGUCUAAUAUAUACAAAUUAAAUACAUUGAUUUCGAGAUAAAUUAUUUAAAAAAACUAAUCGAUGGAGUGAAUUAGAAUUAAAAUUUAUUAUUUAGAUAUUAAUUUCGUUUAGAAAAUAAGGAAUCACUUUUAGAUACUUCCAACAUUAAACUUAUCCUCAACUAUCACGAUAUAUACUAUUACCUAUUUUUUAUAUUUUUUCUUGGGCUUACAGCAGGAAAUGCUUCAUUGACCUAUUACGAGGGUUGGAAUUAUUUAGAAAAAUAUCCAGAAACUGCUAAAUUUUAUAAAGAAGUUUCUGAUGUAGGAACUGAUGUGCCAACCAUGUUUGCCUAAAGAGAUGUUCUGUAUAGUAGAAAGGGCUAUAAUUUCAUAUUUCAAUUUAAAGAGAGUCUGACAGUUUAUUAGAAGAAAAUAGUUGAAUCAUUAAAUCGAACCAAGGCCUUCAUUUAAGAUGACUACAAUUUUGAUAAAUAUGUGGUUUCUGAUUCAUUUAAAGAAUUCUUUUUUUAAAUCUAGAACGACAACCUUUGUGACUUUAUCCCAGAUGAAUUAAAGAAUAAGUCUAAUACUAUUUGUCAGAUUGUUUUAAAUUAAAAUAUGAGGAGAGGACUAUAGGCAUUACUUAUUUAUAUUAUAAAUCAUAUUACUACAGAUAUGGAAAUUAAUUAGUUCACUUCAAGAAGUCAAGCAAGUUAUCUAGAGUUAGAAGGAGCAUUUUUAGUAUCAAAUAUAAUUAAAGUCGUAAAUGAUAAAUUUAACAUUGAUUUAAUGGAUUAAACUACCUAUUUUAUGAAUUUAGCCAAUAUGCAUAACAUCAUUAUGUUUAUCAAUUUAUUUUUCUUAGGAAUCUUAAUACUAACUCUCAUUAAAAAUAAAUUAAUUGAAAAACUCCACAUAGCCCAAAGAUUGACCUAUAUAAUGCCAUCAAAAUCAGUUAUUUUAGAUUCAAAUUUUGAACGGGCCCUCAGAUCACUCUUAAAAGAAUAAUGA
This is a messenger RNA of Paramecium tetraurelia, 1254 nucleotides long. RefSeq lists its product as uncharacterized. The transcript has 4 exons. The record is from RefSeq and is a predicted model, not a curated record. NCBI's taxonomy places the organism in Eukaryota, Ciliophora, Oligohymenophorea, Peniculida, Parameciidae.